Molecule: messenger RNA, 1683 nt
Organism: Colletotrichum higginsianum IMI 349063
Lineage: Eukaryota; Fungi; Ascomycota; Sordariomycetes; Glomerellales; Glomerellaceae
Product: Hexose transporter
Exons: 5
Coding region: 1-1683 (560 amino acids)
Biological process (GO): carbohydrate transport; transmembrane transport
Cellular component (GO): membrane
Molecular function (GO): carbohydrate:proton symporter activity
Source: RefSeq, a predicted model, not a curated record
AUGGGCCAUCUAUCACCCUCCACCUCCGAGACGGAGAAGAUCUCGACCAACUACCCAGGCGUCUCAACAGAACAACAAGAGAACGUCCUGUCCGAUGCCUCUCUCGAGCCUUAUGGACCUUCAGGCUUCCGCGGCAUCUUCGUCUCUCACUAUGUGGCCAUGUGCGCCGCCUUCUCCGCCAUCGGCGGACUCCUUUUCGGCUACGACCAGGGCGUCAUCUCCGUCACCCUGGUCAUGGACGAGUUCCUCAGCCGCUUCCCCGAAGUCUCGGACCACGCCGCCGGGUCCGGCUUCAAGAAGGGCCUCAUGACCGCCAUGAUCACCCUGGGUGCCUUCAUCGGCGCCAUGAACCAGGGCUGGAUCGCCGACAUGAUCUCUCGGAAACGGUCCAUCAUGGUUGCCGUCGUCAUCUUCACCAUCGGCUCCUCCAUCCAGACUGCGGCCCUCAACUACGACAUGCUGGUUGGUGGUCGGUUCAUCGGAGGACUGGGCAUCGGCAUGCUCUCCAUGGUCGUCCCGUUGUACAUCUCCGAAAUCUCGCCCCCCGAAAUCCGCGGAUCCCUCCUCGUCUUCGAGCAGCUGUCCAUCGUCUUCGGAAUCGUCGUCUCCUUCUGGAUCACGUACGGCACAAAGGACAUCCCCAACCACUGGUCGUGGCAGCUGCCCUUCCUCAUCCAGAUCCUCCCCGGUCUCCUUCUCGGUUUCGGCGCCGUCUUCCUUCCGUACUCUCCCCGAUGGCUGGCCUCCAAGGGCCGCGAGGCCGAGGCCCUCUCCAACCUCUGCAAGCUCCGCGUCCUCCCCGACACCGACCCGCGAGUCCGCCGCGAGUGGAUGGAAAUCAUAGCCGAGGCCCGCUUUCAAGCGUCCGUCCUUGCUGACCGCCACCCCACUCUCGUCGGAAACGGCGAUAUAGCAAGCACCCUGAAGCUUGAGUUUGUAUCCUGGGCCGACUGCUUCAAAAAGGGAUGCCUCAAGCGCACGCAAGUGGGAGUUUUUCUGAUGUUUUUCCAACAAUUCGUCGGAAUCAACGCACUCAUCUACUAUUCCCCUACCCUAUUCGCGACCAUGGGACUCGAUCACAACAUGCAGCUCAUCAUGUCGGGUGUUCUGAACUGUGUUCAGUUGGUGGGCGUUAUUCCCAGUUUGUGGACGAUGGACCGCUUCGGACGCCGGUGGAUUCUGCUUGUGGGAAGCGUGGGAAUGACAAUCUCGCACACUGUGAUUGCUGUUCUGGUCGGCCUCUACUCGAACGACUGGCCGAACCACACUACCCAGGGUUGGGUCAGUGUGGCUUUCUUGCUGCUGUAUAUGCUUGUGUUUGGAGCCACAUGGGGCCCGGUGCCCUGGGCUAUGCCGUCCGAGGUCUUCCCCUCCUCCUUGAGAGCCAAGGGAGUUGCCAUUUCAACUUGUUCUAACUGGAUCAACAACUUCAUCAUCGGCCUGAUCACUCCCCCAAUGGUCCAAGAAACCGGAUUCGGCGCCUAUGUGUUCUUUGCCGCGUUCUGCCUGCUGUCUGGUAUCUGGACCUGGUUCUGCGUGCCUGAGACGAACGGAAAGACCCUCGAGCAGAUGGACGAGGUGUUUGGUGACCGCACUGGACUUGACGACGUUGCGAAGAAGAACCAGAUCUUCCGUGAGGUUGUCGAUGAGCAGACUCAUUCUUCAGUGGGUCUGCCGGCGUAG